CUACCGUAGAUGUGCGUAACUACAGAUUUGCAAUCCAAAAUACUAUUUUGGCGCUCAGUUUAACCUCAGCGAACACAACCAGAGCUGCGGAAAGAAGUGCGAUUUAACAGACCUACAAGUCAGUGUGUGUAUAUUUGAUUUGUUCUUCUAAGUAAUGGAGUACGGAAAGGAGAGAGUGGUGGCGCUGGUCGACAUGGACUGUUUUUACGUGCAAGUUGAGCAGAGGCUGAAUCCGGCUCUGAAAGGCAAACCCUGUGUUGUGGCCCAGUACAAGACGUGGAAAGGAGGCGGUAUCAUAGCCGUGAGCUACGAGGCCAGGGCCCAUGGUGUCACCAGGAACAUGUGGGUGGACGAUGCAAAAAAACUGUGCCCAGAUCUCCAGGUGGCGCGAGUGCGUGAGUCCCAUGGCAAGGCAGAUCUAACGUUUUACAGGGAGGCCAGCGUGGAGGUGAUUGAGGUGAUGUCUCGCUUUGCCGUGAUUGAGAGAGCCAGUAUUGAUGAGGCCUACAUGGAUCUGACCGCCGCCGUCCACCGGCGGCUAAAAGACAUGAAUGACAAACAGGUAGAGCUUACCCUCCUGAAGACCACAUACAUCCAGGGGUACCCACAAAGUUCAUCGGGAUCUGAACCAUCUGCAGAAGACACAGUUUUAAACAAAGAGGAGCAGAGGUCCAGAGGGCUCCAGGAGUGGCUGGCGUCCUUACCGGCCCCUUUGUCGGGGGAACAGAGUUCUGCAGAGCUGCAGCUAACCGUCGGCGCCGUCAUUGUUGAGGAAAUGAGAGCAGCUGUGGAGAAUCACACAGGUUUCCGGUGUUCAGCAGGGAUAUCACACAACAAGGUUCUGGCCAAACUAGCCUGUGGUCUGAACAAACCCAACAGACAAACUGUUUUGCCUCUGGACUCCGUGACAGAACUGUUCAGCACUCUGCCCGUCGGGAAGAUUCGUAAUCUUGGAGGUAAGAUGGGUGCUUCCAUUACUGAAACCCUGGGGAUAGAGAACAUGGGAGAUCUCACUCAGUUCUCUAAGGCCCAACUGGAACAGCACUUUGGAGAAAAAACAGGGCAGUGGCUGCACGAUUUGUGUCGCGGGAUCGAGUUUGAAGCUGUGAAACCUCGACAGCUUCCGAAGUCCAUCGGCUGCAGUAAAAAUUUUCCUGGGAAGACGUCGCUGGCUAGUAAAGAUCAGGUGCAGUACUGGCUUCAUCAACUGGCCCUUGAGCUGGAGGAGAGACUGACCAAAGACAGAGAAGCAAAUGGUCGAGUGGCUAAGCAGCUGACGGUCGGUGUCCGACAGCUCGGCGAUAAGAGGCCGAGCAGCUUCUCUCGGUGUUGCGCUCUGGUGCGCUACGAGGCGGCCAAAAUAUCCAGUGACAGCUUUGCCAUUAUCAAGAGCCUCAACACGGCAGGGAACCACCAAGCUGCGUGGACUCCGCCGCUCACCCUGCUGCACAUCUCGGCCAGCAAAUUCAACGACACGCAAUCAGGGACAGGGAUUGCCGGCUUCCUUUCCGGCGAUGUUGCUCCCACCCAGAGUCUCCCCUCCACCCAGUCGCCCUCUCAAGUGAAAAGUCAAUCCCUGUCAAAACAACCUGGCAGCAUCCAGUCCUUCUUUCAAAAGGCAACAGAGAAACAAAGAGAGAAGGUUACAAAGAAUGGAGAUGAAGGAGAUGAAGGAGAUGAUGGUGUCGGCUCAACAGGUUUCCCACCACCUUCCUCCGUCCAUGAAACCUCUGCUGUUGAUAACCAGGUGGAGACGGAUCCGACAAACAGCUCAGCCCCCCUGUCCAAAAUAGGUUCAGACAGCCCCCGUACUAGUAUUUCCUCUUUCUUCCACAAGGAAAGCCUUGAAAGAAACUUAAAGGUCCCAGGUUCAGCGAUGAAUAAGCCUGAAACAGGACAAACACACGGUGGACCUGUUGAAGACUGUGUUGCUGUUGCGUCAGGCACACAAGCAAACAAUAACUCAGACUUCACAUCUCACCAGCCGCUAUGCGAAGAGUUAAAAGAUGAACAGGACCUCGAUCCAGAGUUAAAUCCGCAUCCUGCCAACGUCGCUAGAGAAGACCUGUUAAAAUGUGAACGCUGCGGUCAGGACGUGUUGGUCUGGGAAAUGCCUGAACACAAUGACUAUCACUUCGCCAUGGACCUCCAGAAGUCAUUCUCCUCAGCUACAGGUUCGGACACCUUGGCUUCCUCUUUCCCUCCUUCUUCCAGUGGUUCCCAAACAUCUGUCAGAGCAGCAGCGGCCCAGUCCUCCAGAGGCAAAACAAAAACCAGAGGCCAGUCAGGACCUGCGCCGAAAAAACCCCGCUCCCAAGGUGGAAGUGCAGGCACUCUGGAUUCCUUCUUCAAGAGGAACUGAACAUGUGCAAGGACACUGUGAUAUCUUGCUUGUAUUUGCUAAAAGAACCGAAAGCCAUGUCCGCACUAGUUUAGAAUCAUGAAAAUUAUUGGGCUUUUUAUGAUGACAGUGUGUGCAAUUUGAAAAAAGAAAAAUGCUUAUUUAAUCACAUGGUUUUAAUUUAAAAUGGAAUGAAUUUAUGCUUGUUUGCAGAAAAUAUUAAAGAUAUUUUUUAGA
Mugil cephalus (flathead mullet) is the source of this 2578-nucleotide messenger RNA. It is a transcript of the gene polh, whose product is annotated as polymerase (DNA directed), eta. The transcript is spliced from 10 exons. Lineage: Eukaryota; Metazoa; Chordata; Actinopteri; Mugiliformes; Mugilidae. Gene Ontology annotation, cellular component: replication fork; site of double-strand break; nucleus. The coding region runs from base 155 to 2362 and encodes 735 amino acids. Gene Ontology annotation, biological process: error-prone translesion synthesis; response to radiation. The record is from RefSeq and is a predicted model, not a curated record. Gene Ontology annotation, molecular function: damaged DNA binding; DNA-directed DNA polymerase activity.